Penicillium malachiteum is the source of this 1464-nucleotide messenger RNA. RefSeq lists its product as uncharacterized. Gene Ontology annotation, biological process: transmembrane transport. Gene Ontology annotation, molecular function: transmembrane transporter activity. The record is from RefSeq and is a predicted model, not a curated record. NCBI's taxonomy places the organism in Eukaryota, Fungi, Ascomycota, Eurotiomycetes, Eurotiales, Aspergillaceae. Bases 1 to 1464 code for a protein of 487 amino acids. The transcript is spliced from 4 exons. Gene Ontology annotation, cellular component: fungal-type vacuole membrane.
AUGGCUACACAGCUCAAAUCUGGUAUCACAGUCACCGAUAAACCAUUAUUCUCAAGAGAAAGAGGUCUCGAGGAACCCUCGGCAUCAAGUAGCAGACAUGAUGACCCUAGGUACCCGAGUGUACAUGACGAUGAAGCCCCACAAUCAGCAUUCACGAUAAUUGAACCACCAGCACAACAAUCCUCAGUAACAACUCAUAUCCUUGAGCCAGUUCCAGAUGACCAAUUCCCAGAUGGAGGACUCCGCUCUUGGAGUGUUAUCGCAGGGUCAUUCUUUCUGCUCAUGAGUACUUACGGAUUAAUGAACUCAACCGGUGUUCUCCAAAGUUAUUUCGUCACGCACCAAUUAUCGAAUUACUCCACCAGUGUCGUGGGUUGGAUCCCUGGUCUAUUCCUUUUCUUUGGUCUAGGAUUAAGUGCGCAGGUUGGUUCAAUGUUCGAUAGGUACGGACCGACGGGCAUUCUUAUCGCAGGUACAAUCUGUUAUGUUGCUGGACUCUUGAUCCUAGCAGAGUGUCGAUUGUAUUGGCAUUUUCUGUUAACCAUGGGUGUCGUUACGGGUACAGGCGCUGCGCUGUUGAGUACUGUUGCUUUGGCUGCUGUGCCACAUUGGUUUAAUCAGAAAGUUGGCAUGGCGAUGGGUACUGCGAUGGCUGGAGCUGGGCUUGGUGGUGUGGCUUUUCCGUUGAUGCUUCGGUCGGCAUUUACUAGUAUUGGAUAUAAAUGGUCGAUUCGAUUGUUGGCGCUGAUUGUGGGUAUUCUGUGUGGAUUUGGGAUUUUGUUGGUGAGAUCUCGUCUGCCGAAGGGGAGAAGCAAGUCGACUAUCAAUUUGCGGGCGUUUAAGGAUGCGCGGUUUACUUGGUUGACUCUAGGGACUUUCAGAUCCAGUCUGUGCAAUUGGGAGCUAACUGGCAUUGCAGGCUUGGAAUUGGAGGUCUUCGCUGGCAUUGGUCUUUAUCCGACCUAUGUCGUGAUGCAGGGAUUCAGCACUUCUACCAGUGUGAUCCUGCUGGCUGUACUUAACGUCUUCUCAACGGUAGGCCGGCUCAUUGCUGGUAGGGUCGCCGAUAAAUAUGGUCGGAUCAACACACAAGCAGCACUCAUCACGCUCGGAGCUCUCGCUGUAUUCGUGAUCUGGCUACCCUUCGGUGGCACUUUAGUUGGUUUAUACAUGUUCAGCAUAGUCUUCGGACUAGCGUCGGGGUCAUUCCUAAGUCUGGCGCCCGCGUGUAUUGGACAGAUAUCCAAAGCGAGCGAGGUUGGGGGAAGAUUUGGCGCUUGUUACUCCAUUGUGAGCAUUGCUACCCUCAUUUGUAUCCCAAUCGGUGGUGAGAUGCUGCAGGCAGUUGGAUCAAGAGCAAUGGUCGCGUAUCUGGGUAGCGUGCUCAUAGUUGCACUGGGAAUGUUCGUGAUGGCUCGGUGGGCCUGUCUUAGCUACCGGUGGAGAUGGCAAGCAAAAAUCUAA